CAGUGUAUGUGGCCAGCGCCCUAAGAUAGGAUUUUAAGUGCACUAAGAUCCUUUCACAUUAGGUUGACUUCAGGCAGUGACUUAUGGUGGUAGAUCUUUUCUUUUUCCUUUCUUCUGUUCUUAGUUCCCCCAUUAUAGCAAACACUUUAUUGAGACUGGUGCUGUUUUUGAAAGAAAAAAAUUUUUUUUUAUUUAAGAAAAUGGUAGGGAUCUUCCAAAUUGAUUUGGGGCCACCUUUCAGAGCCACUCUUUAGUAUCAUAUUAAACUUUUAAAAGCCUUUGUUGCCUUAGAAAAAAAUUUAACAGUUUUUAUUUCAAGACUCAGACUAGUGUCCCAUCAUUUAAUAUUCAGAUACUUUUUUGGUAUUUAUCAUUGAUUUUGCAGGACCCUUUAAAAUUUAGUAACAGUCGCUGUCAACAGCUGCUUACCAUGAAGCAGACGAAGCACUUUAUAAAUAAUUCUCAACAGCCCAGUGAGAUGCAAACCUUCACUGCUAUAUUUUGCAGUUGAGUAAGUUCAGAGGUUAAGUAGUUGAAGCAGCCUGUGGAUGAUAGAGAUUCAAGCCCAGGUUUUUCUCUUAUGAUUUUAUACUUUUUGUGCAUAAGAAUAAAUUGUAAUGUCAGUUCAUUUUGGUUUUGUAUGUCUGGAGUGGCACCUAGGACUUUUAGCUUUGAAGGUGAUUCAUAUGUAGAGGUAUGUGGUUAAUAACUUCUGGUGAACAUCUACAUUAGCUUAUUUUCAGUGCAUGAAUUCUAAAAAAAAAAAAGUUGGCCCUUUGCAGAUGCCUACUCCCAAGAGUUGAACUGAUUAUUAGAUCAUGUGAAAUUAAGCAUUACUGAAUGCUAUUGAUGUAUGAAAUGCCCUCAAGCCUAAAGGGAUCAAGUGAACGAAUUGUUUUGUUUACAGGGGAGGAGGUGGUGAGGGAAAGGUUUGAAAUAAUCAGGUGAGUAGGAGUCUUACAGAUGUAUAGUGAAAUUUGUAAGGUUCUGGUAAGUUUCUGCAGCUGAAGGACUUCUGCAUUAGCCUCUUUGGAAAAAAUGCUCUGGAAUUUCAAAAGGAAGGCUGGUCACUUGGGGGGAGGGGAACAGGGUGGAUGGGUUCAUUUUAGAGGGAAGAGGGUACUAUAUGCGAUCUCCAGUGACUUCCAAAUGGGUGGCUUCAAAAACAUGAGUACGGAGUAGCCUUUGAUCUCAAUUUUAACUCAGUCAUUUAAAAACUCCUUUUCUUUGUGAGUUUAAACUAGAUAAUAGCUAAAAUAGAGAUGAGAAUUUCCCCCAUCAAAUACAGUUUGAUGUCUUCAAUAUUAUAGUGCUGUGAUAGCCUUUGUAUUUUUUUAAUGUUAAAGAUACUUAUUAAAUUUUUUACUGAGGCUUUUGAUAUGAGUAUACAGUGAUAUAUAUAACUUCCGAAUAGUAGCUAUUCAGGUGAAGAGUGAAAUCUGAAAGGUCUAAGUGAAAACUUGAAAUGAAAAGGCUAGAGUUGGCAUUCAGAUGACAAAUAACUUGAAGACUCCGGUAGUUGAAUUAUGUGAAUUCUGGCUGAGCGCCUGUACUCAGUGGUUAGAAUGCUGGCUCUGUGUACCAGGGGUGGCAAGUUUGAACAUCUGUCCUGUAGUGGAAAAAAAAAUUACGUGAGUUUUCUUAAAACUAGGAACUGUUUGAGCCUAAGAAAUUGAGUGCUUUUUGCUAGGAGGUAUUAGAUUUCACUGCCUUUACCCUACCCCAAAAUAGAAAGGUGGAAUCCUUUGGGUUGUGGCAUUGCCACAGGAGUCAUUUAACCCUGUCUUGGCUUUCCUCUUGUGACACCUCUGAGAGGUGUUUCUUCAGUACCUCUUGAAAAGAGUAUGUUUUGAUUGACUGCUUUAUGUGCUUAUUUUUUAUAGCAUUUAAAUCAAACGGUAUUGAGAUGGAUUGGGUUAUGAAACAUAAUGGUCCAAAUGACGCUAGUGAUGGGACAGUACGACUUCGAGGACUACCAUUUGGUUGCAGCAAAGAGGAAAUAGUUCAGUUCUUUCAAGGGUUGGAAAUCGUGCCAAAUGGGAUAACAUUGACGAUGGACUACCAGGGGAGAAGCACAGGGGAGGCCUUCGUGCAGUUUGCUUCAAAGGAGAUAGCAGAAAAUGCUCUGGGGAAACACAAGGAAAGAAUAGGGCACAGGUAUAUUGAGAUCUUCAGAAGUAGCAGGAGUGAAAUCAAAGGAUUUUAUGAUCCACCAAGAAGAUUGCUGGGACAGCGACCGGGACCAUAUGAUAGACCAAUAGGAGGAAGAGGGGGUUAUUAUGGAGCUGGGCGUGGAAGUAUGUAUGACAGAAUGCGACGAGGAGGUGAUGGAUAUGAUGGUGGCUAUGGAGGUUUUGAUGACUAUGGUGGCUAUAAUAAUUAUGGCUAUGGCAAUGAUGGCUUUGAUGACAGAAUGAGAGAUGGAAGAGGUAUGGGAGGACAUGGCUAUGGUGGUGCUGGUGAUGCAAGUUCAGGGUUUCAUGGUGGUCAUUUUGUACAUAUGAGAGGGUUACCUUUUCGUGCAACUGAAAAUGAUAUUGCUAAUUUCUUCUCACCACUAAAUCCAAUACGAGUUCAUAUUGAUAUUGGAGCUGAUGGCAGAGCAACAGGAGAAGCAGAUGUAGAGUUUGUGACACAUGAAGAUGCAGUAGCUGCCAUGUCUAAAGAUAAAAAUAACAUGCAACAUCGAUACAUCGAACUCUUCUUGAAUUCUACUCCUGGAGGCAGCUCUGGAAUGGGAGGUUCUGGAAUGGGAGGCUAUGGCAGAGAUGGAAUGGAUAAUCAGGGUGGUUACGGAUCUGUUGGAAGAAUGGGAAUGGGGAACAAUUACAGUGGAGGAUAUGGUACUCCUGAUGGCUUAGGUGGUUAUGGUCGUGGUGGUGGAGGCAGUGGAGGUUACUAUGGACAAGGUGGCAUGAGUGGAGGUGGAUGGCGUGGGAUGUACUGAAAGCAUAAGCAUCAACAUACAAGUCCUGACAACAGCAUCUGGUCUACUAGACUUUCUUACAGAUUUAAUUUCUUUUGUAUUUUAAGAACUUUAUAAUGACUGAAGGAAUGUGUUUUCAAAAUAUUAUUUGGUAAAGCAACAGAUUGUGAUGGGGAAAUCUGUUUUCUGUAGGUUUUAUUUGUUGCAUACUUUGACUUAAAAAUAAAUUUUUAUAUUCAAACCACUGAUGUUGAUACUUUUUAUAUACUAGUUACUCUUAAAGAUGUGCUGCCUUCACAAGAUUUGGGUUGGUGUAUUUUACUAUUAGCUCUAUAAGAAGUAGGAUGGUAUAAUUUUAGAGGAUAAUGGUUCACCUCUGUGUAAACUGCAAGUCUUAAUAAGCAGAUGUCUGGAAUAGAGCUUCACAAAUAAUUAGUGUAACUUUUUGUUAAUUUUCCUGGACAAUACUGUAAAUAUAAAGCCUAAAGAUGUAGCUUCAGGAGUAUAAAUUCAGCUACUUAAUUCCAUAUUAUUCUUUUUCAAAUGUAACUUAUCAGGCAUAGCUCUGGAUUUCUGAAUAAUUACAAUUGUGUUACAUGGGGAUGAGAGCAUUGAAAUUUCUAAAUUCUAACCCUAGAUCUUGGAGUAAAAUUCCCUCAGCACUAGACCGAAGUACCAAAAAUGUUUCCAAAAAAUUGAGAGUGGUAAGUUAUCUCGAGAUGUCUUAGAGUAAGUUAAGGUUCUCAGUGAUAUGAGAAUUUAGUAUAAUAAGUACAUAGGUAUUUACUAUGGAACAUAAUUUUUACAGAUGUAUUUUCAGUUUUCUGCUCAAUAGAGCAUAUGGUUUUUAAAAAUGUGUAAAUGACUACUUAAAAAUAUGAGACAAGUCCAUGUUAUACUCAAUUAAAACAAGUCUGCAGUUGGGUUUUUGCAGCUGAUACCUGCUUGGAGUUUUAGUUAAAAAUACUAUGUAGCAAGGAAAAGGUGCUUUUUAAUUUUAAUCCCUUUGAUCAAUAUGGUUUUUUCCAAAUUGGCUAAUGGAUCAAAAUGAAACCUGUCAAUGUGAAUUCAGUUAUUGAACUUGUUACUUGUUUUUGCUAGAAAUGUUAUUAAUGUAAUAAAUGUCAAUGUGGGAGAUAAUGGU
Messenger RNA from Otolemur garnettii (small-eared galago), 4070 nucleotides. It is a transcript of the gene HNRNPH3, whose product is annotated as heterogeneous nuclear ribonucleoprotein H3. Gene Ontology annotation, cellular component: nucleoplasm; ribonucleoprotein complex. Bases 1865 to 2947 code for a protein of 360 amino acids. Gene Ontology annotation, biological process: regulation of RNA splicing. The transcript is spliced from 9 exons. NCBI's taxonomy places the organism in Eukaryota, Metazoa, Chordata, Mammalia, Primates, Galagidae. Gene Ontology annotation, molecular function: RNA binding. The record is from RefSeq and is a predicted model, not a curated record.